AGGGGGCUCAUCACUUGUUGAUCAAAAUACCCAAUAGUAUCCAAUACUGUAUCAUGUUCGAUAGAACUAUGAAAGAAAUAUUUCGCUUGAGAAAGAUAAUGUCAUCGCCAUGUAAAUUAGACAUUAGGGAUUUGAUAUGUGAUGAAGAAAUAGAAUCGGUAUUAAAGGCGUCGCCUCAUAAUUUAUAUUUAACUCGACAUCCGAAUGUUCCUGAUAAUGUAGAAGUAACAACAACAACAACAACAACAGUAUUGUCUGGGCUGCAAAAUCCCGCAUUUGUUAAAGACACCGAUAAUUGUUCAGAUAGUGAUGCCAUGAAACGAUCCACAUCAACCGAAGAUAUAAAAGUUUCUGAAGAUGAUUUUAACGAAAUUAUCGCUCUGAGGCCGAUGGAUGGAAGAAGUACACAAUCAGAUAAUUUAGAAGAAGAUAAAGAGGAGAUCUGGAGUAACACAGAUGGACAACGACCAAACAAUUUUGUCGAAAUAAUGUCUAAAGUUGAUAAUCAAAAUAGGAAUCAUCUCGUUCCCGAAUCGACUUCCGUAUCUUAUCAACAGAAUCAUUGGGCCGAAACGAAUCGCGGUGCAUACAUAAGCCAAAGGAUUCAAGCAUUGACUCAUGCAUUCAGUUCGAGAGCUCAGAAAAUCAAAGAAAAAAUUAUACAGGCUCCAAUCCCUUCUCCCACCCCAUCUCCGGAAGAACCAGAAAAUCAGCAAGGUCGCCCCAGACUCCAGUCUUUGAUACAACACGAGGAUGAUCCACCUGCAGACGACAGCUGGUUGGACGAAAUGGUGGACGUUUGGUGCUGUCAAUUAAAGCGUCGUUACAUCCCUACGUUUCCUAAAGUCCUGGAUCCUCAAAGCAAACUUUACAUAUCUUGGCUACUGAUAGUUACACUUUGUUACUUGUAUAAUGCUUGGGCCAUCUUUCUCAGGGCUAUUUUCCCAUAUCAAACAGAAGAAAAUCUUCCAAUUUUUCUCGGAUUCGAUUAUUUCUCCGAUCUAACCUAUCUUAUAGACAUCGUUCUGUUUAAAGUUCGUGUUCAAUACCUUCACGAUGGAUUUUGGGUGGACGAUCCUGUUAUGACGAGGAAACAUUAUUUCAAAAAGAGCAUGUUUAAGAUGGAUUUGUUAUCACUGUUACCGUUCGAUUUACUGUAUCUUAAAUACGGAACUAAACCCUUACUUCGAAUGCCAAGAAUAUUAAAAUUGCAGACGUUUUGGGAGUUCUUCAAUAGAGUCGAUGCCGUUGCCAAGUCCCCUUACGUUAUCAGAAUCAUCAGGACAUUAAUCUACAUGAUGUAUCUGAUUCACCUCAAUGCAUGUGCUUAUUACGCAAUGUCUUCUUGGGAAGGAAUAGGUUCUAACAGUUGGGUCUUUAACGGGACGGGAAAUGCUUACAUUCGCUGCUUUUACUUCGCUACUAAAACAGCAACGUCCAUAGGAAAGAAUCCAAAACCCUUAAACGAAUUCGAAUACGGUUUCAUGACCGUUAGCUGGUUAAUGGGGGUUUUCAUCUUCGCUUUUUUGAUUGGUCAGAUUAGAGAUAUUGUAGCCACGGCCACUCAGAGCAAAACGCAAUACAGGCAGAUGAUGGAUCAGACAGUUCAGUACAUGAGAAAUUUGAGUCUUCCCGAAGAUUUACAAAGGAGAGUGAGAUUGUGGCUCAAUCAUACUUGGGAACAGCAGAAAACUUUAAACGAAGGUGCUAUUUUGGAUUCUCUUCCUCGCAAAAUGAAAACGGAUGUUGCUAUUAAUGUUCAUUACAACACUCUAAUUAAAGUUCAACUGUUUAAGGUAACUUUUAUUUUUCUUCAUCCUCUCAUCGUAAAUUAAAAUAACACCAAGAUCAGCAUUAACAUUAUUUUUUAUACUUCUCUUAAUUAUAAACAAUUAUAAGUCUUUUUAUAUACAG
Molecule: messenger RNA, 1914 nt
Organism: Centruroides sculpturatus (bark scorpion)
Lineage: Eukaryota; Metazoa; Arthropoda; Arachnida; Scorpiones; Buthidae
Product: cyclic nucleotide-gated cation channel beta-1-like
Exons: 14
Coding region: 54-1835 (593 amino acids)
Biological process (GO): monoatomic cation transmembrane transport
Cellular component (GO): intracellular cyclic nucleotide activated cation channel complex; plasma membrane
Molecular function (GO): protein-containing complex binding; intracellularly cAMP-activated cation channel activity; cGMP binding
Source: RefSeq, a predicted model, not a curated record